Sycon ciliatum is the source of this 2821-nucleotide messenger RNA. RefSeq names its product ankyrin repeat and SAM domain-containing protein 3-like. The record is from RefSeq and is a predicted model, not a curated record. Gene Ontology annotation, molecular function: protein binding. Lineage: Eukaryota; Metazoa; Porifera; Calcarea; Leucosolenida; Sycettidae. Gene Ontology annotation, cellular component: cilium. The transcript is spliced from 9 exons. The coding region runs from base 103 to 2400 and encodes 765 amino acids.
UGUCACUGAAAAGGUGCGCUGGCUGUUGUCUGCAACUGUCGACAUGUCGAGCCGCUCGACUUGUCUAUGACAUCGCAUUUUUGAUUCAAAGCAGAUUCUUGCAUGUCAGCGACACGAAGUUAUUUGCUGGAAUGGGGGUGUAACGGUCAACCAGGGGUUCGUUUGUUUCGGUGGAGAGCGGACCUCGGUUGCAUUUCUCCGUCCUGUCGGAGGCAAUAUUCACCAAUGGAGGGUGAUUCAGCUGCACCGCCCGCUACUACUACACAGCCCGCUACUGGUGCGUCCACUGUGAUGAGUUCUGAGAGGAAACAGCAGGACAAACAUCGCCGAAAGAACGGUAACAAUGGCAGGCUCGAGGGAUAUCCAGAAGAAGUGUUCGACGAAUACGUGGCAAUGGACAUCUUCACUGCGGCUGCCAUCGGCCAUUUUGAGCGUCUCAGCGAGUUCCUGUGCAUGUCUGACAUGGACUGUGACCAGUGCAACAGUGGAGGAUGGACACCGCUGAUGUAUGCAGCGUAUGUCGGCCACGACAAUGCCGUCAACCUGCUGCUCGACGAUGGAAGACUGAACGUGGACGUGUGUUCGCCGACCGGCUGCACCGCCUUGAUACUGGCCUCGUCCUGUGGAAAUGAAUCAGUUGGUUAUUUCCUGUUACAGCAUGGUGCCAGCAUCGACAUGCGUGAUGCAAACGGUCGCACGGCACUCUUCUACUCUGCCAGCCAGGGACAUAAGAAUAUGGUGGGAAUACUACUGGAUCACAAUGCCGAUAUAGAAGCAAGUGAAUCUGAGUUUGGGCUGACUCCACUAAUGGCCGCUGCACAGGAGGGUCACGAAGGCGUAGUCAGCCUUCUAAUCGCUCAGGGUGCAAAUGUACGCGCUGUGAGUGACUACGGCCACACAGCAAGAUCACUGGCGCAAGGCUGUGGCUCAAUGGUGGUAAUGACGUUACUGGAAAACGCUGCACAAGAAUGCAGAGUGGCACCAAGAUCUAUACGCAGUGAAGCAGGACUAUCCGAUGACCUGUGUAGUGGGCUCACACCACCACAGUAUGAGGGCGAAUGGAUCGGCAAAGCAGCCAGUUCACCCCGCAAGCACAUUCACCGGCAUAACCAAGGGCACAAGUCUCGCAAGCGGCAUGCUUCUGCCGGCAGUGGUGCCAGUGCAUCGGGAAGGUCCGGUAUCCACGACGGCCCUGCAGCAGUUGCACAUCUUCUCAACUCAGCCACAGCAGAUGCUCUGGCAGCAGCCAGGGCUCCCGGGCCGCAUGACCAAUCACCGGCAGAUGCAGCGGUGCAAAGAGGUCUCUCACAGAACACAUAUGAUGGACAACACAAUAGUAAUGACGACCAUUACGGUGGUGAUGACGAUGAUGGAGAAAGCAGCAGCAGCGGGAACAGUAGUAGCAGUCCUGAUGACUUUGAUGCUGGCAGUGACGAUGACGAUGACAAUAUGACAAGUGCAGACCGUUUUGCCAACAUGGCCGUGAGUACAGUGCGUGCAUCAAGUGGAGAGAGCACUGGAUCCAGUCCACAGAGCAGUGACAUGGGACGACAACUGGCCGAGCUCUGCUCUCUGUCUACAUCGGAUCAUGCCACUGGUAAGCUGAGUAGCCGGCAUGUCAGUGCAAGCAAUGGUGCUGGGACCAACAGCACUCGUUCGGGGAAGCACAGUAGUUGCAGCGGGUCUGUUGCAAACCCACACUUCGUUGCCACCAGACAGACCAGCACCUCGACGGAGUCAGAUUCUCCAAACAGUUCCCAGGAAUUACAGCCAUCGCAUCGUGCCGCCUCUAACACAUCCGCAAAACACCACGCGAGCCGACCGCAAACAAUUGAGGAGUUCCUCUCAGCUCUGGGUCUCUCUAAGUAUCUGCCGCUAUUCGAAGAACAGGACGUGAACAUGCAUGCAUUUCUGACAUUGACGGAUGAUGACUUGAAGGAAAUUGGACUAAAACUGUUUGGUCCGCGUCGCAAGAUAACAUCUGCAAUAGCCCGUUGGCAUAGCCAGGCAUGGACCGGAUCAAAUAGACUUGAACAGGCGUAUGCAGAUCACAUGGACAUACAGCUUCGGGAACUAACAGAGAAACAUCAACAGUGUGUGGAACAGCUUCACAGAUACCAUGCUCAGCUACAGCAAGAACAUGAUCUACGCGCUGCCACUGAAGCCUGCCUCCUGGAUGAGCGCGCGGCAAGUCAGGCUUUGGAGCAGACGGCACGCAUGUCACACAAGUCACUGAAAGCCGCAAGAAAGCAACUCGAGCUGGCACUGAAGGGACAAUCAAGUCUCCUCGAAAAGAUGCAAGACUUGGAAGGUAGCAGUGCAGCAGAGGCAACUGUCCUUGCACGGCAGUGCUAUCAGCAGAUGAAGACAGCAUUGAAGUCAAUGCAGAGUAGCGGAUGAUUAAUCUGAAAACGAUACGAAAGUGGUGAGAGGUCGCAGGCGAUUUCUUUUUGAAUUCUUGAUGGACACUUUGGCAAGCCUUGCUUGAUUGAUUCUACACCCCUUACAAUUACUUGAGUAUGAGCGCUUUGUUUGUUUUGAUCAACUGGAAUUAUCAUAGAGUUUGCAACCAAUUGGAAUAGGUGGCUUAAUUGCCUCAAUUCGAGCCACUUCUUUGACAAUGUAUUCCUGCUUGACACGUAUAACAUAUUUUCUUAUUUUCAAAACUUGAGAUUUUAUUGUAUUAAAGGGGUCGUCCGUAAUUUUCGAAAAAAUAAAAAAUAAGCAAAACGAGUGUGGGCGGUCAAGAACGCUGGCGGAUUUUUUUGAUUUUUGUACCUUUUUAUUAUUAUUUUUUACUUCAGUGACUUUCAUACCGUGA